AUGAAACCAAUUGAAAUGCUAAACAAGGUCCAGAGCCCGGAGCCUGCCAGUGCUCCCAAGCCGACCCGAACAUUCCCUCCAGAUGCCUCCCUCGUGCUAGUCGGCAUUCGCGGCUGCGGCAAACGCUCGCUGGGCUUUGUAGCGGCAACCGCCCUCAAACGUCGAUUUAUUACCGAAGACCACUACUUUAAAGAAGUCACCGGGUGCACGCGACAGGAAUACCUCAAGCAACAUGGCAGCCAGGAGUUCCAACGGCGGGACAUCGAAGUCCUCAAAAUGAUGCUGGACAACCACCGCACGGGCUGCGUCAUGGAGUGCGGGCUCGGAAGUAUGACGCGUCCGGUGCAGGAUCAUUUGCGCCGCUAUGCGCGGGGGAACCCGGUCGUCCAUUUGGUGCGGGAUAUCGCUCGCAUUCAGCAAUUGCUUGGCCUGGAGGACCAGGCUAUGCGGUUGUUCAAAGAGGGAGACCCUCUGCAUCGGAUGUGCUCGAACUUCGAAUUCUAUAAUGUGGAAGACCGGACACGGGCAUCGGAUGAUGGGAGCCCGGAUCGUCGAUCGGCGGAUUAUUCGUUCAAGCUGCAGGAAGUCAAGGAAGACUUCACGCGAUUCGUUCAGUUUAUCACCGGGCUGGAUGUGAACUAUUCCAGUUACAACUCGCCGUUUGUGCUGCUGGAGACGCCUCCAGAGCUCAGAUCAUAUACGCACGCGAUCUUCGUGCGGUCCACUGAUCUGAUCGCGGAUAAUGUGAAAUUGGCGGAGCUGGAGUCCGGCGGAGACGCCAUUGAGUUAUGCGUGGAUCGCUGGAGUGCGGAGAUGCCAGCAACGAUCAGCAAACAAGUCUCGGUGCUCCGACGAAAUGCGCGGACUCCAAUCAUUCUCUCCAUCGACACAUCCUCCACCGGAGUCGGGACGAAGGCUCCUUAUUUCGAGAUUCUGGAACAUGGUCUGCGCUUAGGAGUGGAAUAUCUCGUUGUAGACCUCACUCAAGAUCGAUCCAAGCUUGCGGGCAUUAUUGCAGGACGUGGGAAUACAAAGAUCAUCGGUCAACAGGUCUUCGCGCCCACCUCCUCACCCUGGGGCCCAGACAGUGUGGUCACCUACCACGACGCCGAAAAGCUCGGCUGCCAGCUCGUACGCCUGCUUCGCGUGGCCACAACCCGUGAAGACAACACUGCGGUCAUUGAGUUCUCUAACAAGAUCCGAUCUCUCCCUGGCACCCACCCACCCCUUAUAGCCUACAAUAUCGGCGCAUUAGGACGCACCUCCCAAGUCUUCAAUUCCACCCUCACCUCCGUCAGCCAUCCCGCCAUCCCAACAUCGAAACAUGAAAACGACCCUACCAUCACCUCCCGGGACGCCGUCCGCGCCCUCUUCCAAAGCUACAUCCUCGACCCUCUCAAAUUCUACAUCUCAGGCGAAAGCGUCGCCUACUCCCUUUCCCCAGCCAUGCACAACGCAGCCUACCAACACUGCGGCAUGGGCCACACAUACAGUAUCCCCCCAGCUCCCUCCCUCGCCGUCCUCGACCAAAUAGGCCGAGACCCGCACUUCGGCGGCUCAAGCGUCGUCCAGCCCUGGCGCGUGGCAGUGUAUCAAAAACUCGCCUCGAAAAGCCGCCACGCCGAAGCAAUCGGUGCUAUCAACACGAUCAUGCCCCUCCGCGGCAACGACGGCACCAUCUUCCCACUCACUGAACAAGCAUCCCGUCGCAACCAGGCCGGUCGCGUCUUGGGCUGGUAUGGCGAAAACACAGACUGGGUCGGCAUCAUGACUUGUAUCACGCGGCACCUGUCCCCGCGUAAUGCGAUCAGCGCCAGAACUACGGCCCUCGUCAUUGGGGCGGGUGGUAUGGCGCGUGCAGCUAUCUAUGCUAUGCUCCGGCUGGGAUGUCGGAAGAUCUUCAUGUAUAAUCGCACGCGGGCCAGGGCUGAAGAGGUCGCGCGCCAUUUCAAUAGUUGGGCGGCGGAGGAUGGGGAUGUGGUUAUUGUGCUGGAUUCGCUGAAGCAGGAUUGGCCGGAUGAUGUCCAGCCUAGUUUAGUCGCCAGUUGUGUUCCUGCGGAUCCGGAUCGAGAUGAACCACCGGCUAAUUUUGAAAUGCCGGAUCACUGGCUGGGCAGUGCGACAGGUGGUGUUAUUCUUGAGUUAGCGUAUAAACCACUUGACACGCCGCUGCUUCGUCAGAUGCGUCGUGUCCGUAGUGUAACUGGUCGUCCUUGGGUGUUGUCUGAUGGGUUGGAGAAUGUCACUGAACAAGGCAUUGCGCAGUUCGAGUUGAUGACUGGGCGUAAAGCGCCCAGGCGAUUGAUGACUUAUGAAGUCCUUCGGAAUUAUGUUGGGGAUAGUGGUCGGUUUGACGAGAAGACUAUCCAGGCACGGUUGGAUGGGGUGGAGGUUGAGGCCUGA
Penicillium salamii is the source of this 2403-nucleotide messenger RNA. Lineage: Eukaryota; Fungi; Ascomycota; Eurotiomycetes; Eurotiales; Aspergillaceae. The record is from the annotation of a GenBank genome assembly.